Messenger RNA from Carassius gibelio (silver crucian carp), 9254 nucleotides. RefSeq names its product ataxin 1-like (gene atxn1l). The transcript is spliced from 3 exons. The record is from RefSeq and is a predicted model, not a curated record. Lineage: Eukaryota; Metazoa; Chordata; Actinopteri; Cypriniformes; Cyprinidae. Gene Ontology annotation, cellular component: nucleus. The coding region runs from base 298 to 2604 and encodes 768 amino acids. Gene Ontology annotation, molecular function: RNA binding; protein binding. Gene Ontology annotation, biological process: anatomical structure development; regulation of DNA-templated transcription.
CGAGGCGCGGAUCGGCUCCUCUGUGACGUCAUCAGCGCGCGCCGCUGGUCUUCAGUCUGCUGGCCUCCGGAAUGGGCAGAUAUCACCAGCCCACACUGAACCACUGAUUUAUUGACCGAGCUCCAGCGAGAGUGUGUGUUUUUGCUCGUCGUCUACACGAUGCCAUGCGGAGGUAAGGUGAUGGAAGCGGCCAGCGGGAGGGUUUCAGAGCUGAUUCCAGUGGUGCUUUUUCCGCGGCUGCCAGGCUUUGUCCCAUCCUCUGUUCAGUAACAGCACCCAUUCUCAUCCCCAAUCACCAUGAAGCCAGUCCACGAGCGCAACCAGGAGUGCCUCCCUCCCAAGAAGCGCGACCUCCCUGUUGACAACAACAGCAACACCUCUACCAACAACAGUCACAGCAGUAGCAUCAGCAGCAGCUUUGGGAGUGCAGGAGGAGGAGGAGGAGGAGGAGGAGGUGGUGAGGAUGCCCCGUCUUCACAAAGUUCUGGAGUGAGCGGAGAAGGUAGUGGCGAAUGGGUGCGAGCCCAGCAGAGCAUGCAUUAUGGGGUGGAGUGUGCCGAGGGUCUCGUUGGGCUUCCUGUGGAUCAGUAUAGCAUGCUUUAUAAAGUAGCUCUGCCCGCUGGCACCUACUCGCCCACCAAUCUGCACCCCGUUCUCAGCCACAUUUCUCCUGCCUACACCGUUCCCUCCCCGGUGUUACAGCACACGAGCGUUCCCUAUCCUCCGCUCUGCUACACCCACAUCCCUCACUCCUCCCUGCAGGAGUUUCCCUUGUAUGGUUACGCCAUGCCUCCGGGAUUCGUUCCCAGCCCUUUGAUGCCACCUCAGUCCGCUAUUUCCCAGCCACACUCCGUUUCCCACCUGGUUCCGUAUCCAUCAGUCAUUCAGGAAGGAGUUGGCUCUUCGCAGCAGCAGGUUUCGACCCAUGCAUACACCAAAAUGGGAGUUCCUCUUGUGCAAACGGCGACACAAGCACAGCUCGGGACUGUAGGGAUGCUGCCUGCCGGGGAGCUCAGCCCGAGAGCGCUGUACUAUAACCCCACCAUUAGGGGUGUCCAGCCACAAAGAGACCUGCACAGCAGCUCCAUGGAGCAGGAGAGGGAGGUGAACGGAGGAGACCGAGAGCACGGAGGCAGGGAGAGCCAUCAAGAUGUAGUUUAUUUGGCCAGAAGCACACAACUGUUGCAGGCCACUGCGCCCGAGCCACAGCAAGACAAGAGCUUGAAAAGCCGCAGGCCGGAGGGCCGAAUGUCACCAGGACAGAGGAGCACACCGGACACUGAUCUCGAGGUCCAGCAGGUGGUCGGACGACUAGCCUCUCCUAUCCACGGCAUGAGCCGCAAGGAAGCAGCACAUGUCCCUCUGAACCUGUCUCAGAGCUCUCAGAGGGGUCGAGAGACUCAGGGCGAAGUCAGAACUCCUUAUGCAUCAAAUCAAGCUGAAUCUAGAGCACAAACGCAGCAGUACGUUCAACAAGGCCAUGCCGUUAUCUUGGCCAACGGGCAGCCUGUUCUUGUGCCUCUGGACUACCAUCACCAACAACAGCAACAGCAGCAACAUUUCCAAUCCAACGAUGUGGCCUCCGCAGCAAUCGCUGCUUCUCCCGCUGCAUAUACUAAAGCCAUGGAUGCAGGAGCAUGUCUCCCAGAGCGGGCAGUGGUGGAUCUGCCUCCCCAACAGGGGCAACAGCCCUCCCAGCAGCCUCCUGGUACUUUCUCACAGGCUCCUCUGCUGGCACCCUCCGGCCCGUCGCACUUCAUGAAGGGCGCCAUCAUCCAGUUGGCUACCGGAGAGCUCAAGCGUGUAGAAGAUCUGCAGACUCAGGACUUUGUGCGGAGUGCAGAAGCGAGCGGCGGGCUGAAGAUCGACUCAAGCAUGGUCGUGGACAUCCGCGCUAGUCAACAGCGGCCUGGUCUAGUGGCGCUGCAUUUCAACGUGGGGGAGCAGCAGAGCAAAGUGACUAUAGAUGUUCCCCCCGAACACCCGUUUUUCGUUUUUGGCCAGGGCUGGUCAUCUUGUAGCCCAGAGCAGACUGCACAACUUUACGGUCUAACCUGCCACCAUCUGCAAGUGGGUGACGUCUGCGUGUCUGUGACGAUGCAUCAGCAAGCCGCACCGCAACAGAAACCUCCUCAGCAAGUGCAGGCCCGGACUCCAACCAAAGUCAACUCCACGUCAGGAGCCCCACCUCAGCCCAUGGGCCCCCCUGCACCCCAGCACACUCCUCGGCCACAAAGCCAAUUAAAAAUGGAGCGUAUCCACCGAGAGAGGGACCGGGACAAGGAGGAGCCCAUGCAGGUCGGGGGUUCGAGACAUGUCGACAUGCUCCCAAAACCGAACAGGACUUCAGCAGAGCACAAUCGGAGCCAGAGCAACUACUAUUUGCACACUGAGGGUCAUGCUCCACCGGGAACUGGAGCGGGAGCCUCCUCCGUAGGAGCGUCCCAGAGGCGCUGGUCUGCCCCUGGCUUCCAAAGAUACAGCUUCAAGAACGAGGAUGGAGGGAGUUUAGCAUCAGCUGCCACCUCUGGCUCCUCUCGGCUGUCGUUUAUCCCUCAGGAGGUCAAGCUUUCCAUCGAGGGCCGGUCAAAUGCCGGGAAGUAGCAGACAAAAGUGAUUGUCCAUGGGAGCGAAGUGUCAAUCGGGCGAACAGAUGCGAAAAAGGGAGCGUGGUCGGAGGGAGAGAGAAUGUAGCCUCAGAAUGUUUGAGAUUUUGCACAUAUUGGAAGAUUCCCCCUGCCGCCCCCUUCUUCAGUUCUGGUCUCGAGCAGAGGACUUUUGUGUCAGGUCAUAGUCAGCGUUCGCAAUGAUCUGCAUGGGCAGCUUAAUCCGGUAAAUCACGUACCAAAGCCUGCGUCGUCUGCGUGUUCCUGUGGGUGAACUAUCAUGUUUGGCAGUGAUCACUUGCGCGAAGAUAUCUUGCAGUUCCUCGAGUAGAUGUCUAUUUCAGAAAGGCCAGGGAUAAGAAUGGGAUACAGCCAUAGAGUCUUGACAAGCCUUUACAGUAAUAAUAAAUAUAUAUUUUAAAGAAGGACAUAAGAGGAUGGAUUGCUCAACAACAUUUCUCCCCUAAUAGACAGGCUCUUUCUCUGUAAAUGUUGACUGUUUCCCUUACAAUUUGGACCGGUUUUAAUGCGUGUCUCUCUAGAGGUGUGUUUGUCCUCACUUUCCUACCCUUUCCUCCUCUCCCUGCCUCUUCUCAGGGUGCUUCUGCUGAGGAAUCCUUUCUAGUCUGGAGUUUGAGAACAGUUGCCCAGCGCCGUCACAUCAAUCAAUUGAUCCAACAAUCUCUCUGCAAUCGGAACUAUUUCCAGUUGAAGUCUAGCGUGCAUCUUAACCGUUGCAUUAACAAUUCCUCAGAGGUUUUUAGUUUUGAUUCAGCAGUGGUUCUGAAUCUGCAUUCCAGUUUCAGUGUGAUCUCUCCUGCCCAAUCCAUUGGAGUUAACAUUUCCCAGAGAGGCCGGCCUAGGAAAACCACCUCCAAAUAGUACCUCAUGGUUGGAAGCAUCCUUCAGUCCGAUUAUUAACAUUAUUAACUUAUAUUGUUGUGCCCUUUUCCUGGAUGGUGUCAACCAAAAUCAGCCCUGCUUGCGAAGCUGAGACCAAAUGCUGAACAGGUUCUAGCUGUUUGCGAACGGCCUGUUCCUGUCGAAAUAGAUUAUUGCUCUGAAGCAUGCAGGUUUAAAUGAAGUUGUCCCGUGGAAGCGUUUAGCACACACACGUGUAGAGUCACUGCUGUUGGGUGUGGACUGACCCUGCUCGGUAAUCAAAAUCAAAGCAAUAUUUGUCCGAACACAUUUUUCUUGUUUCCUUUCUUUUUUUUUUUUUUAUCCCAUACAAGACAGAUUUCUCCUUGUAUUUCAGUUUUUCUAUGUGCAGCAGUUGCAGUCUGUAUGUAGAAAUGUUUUUAACCUUAUCCUACGCUUCUCUUGAUUUUCUAAGAUGAUGCAGUUUUACUUUAUGAUAAUCCUCAUUCAUUUAAAGCAUGCAGUUUCCCUUAAAACAACACCUCUUUCAUUUAGGCAGGUUUUCUUUCUGACUUCAGAGAUGACUAAUAUGAAGGCACACCUCAAAAUGGGGCUUUUCUAAAACACCCACUGAUUAGGAUGUUCAGAAUCAGCUCUUGUACUUCAUAGAAAUGUCUUAGCGCUUUACAUUGUGUCCUAACCAGGUAUAACCCUGUAAGUUGCAAUGUGUCGUGUCUGCCAAAAGGACUAAGCAACAGGACGCUUAGUCUUUUACAUUUUUUGGUUUUUUAUUUUUGUGGCAUUGUGCUCGGUAGUUCCUCCCACUGUUAACCUCAAUGGUCCAAAUUCGUUCCAUAGGCUUUGACAGGCAGGCAUGUUUGGAUGGACAAAUUCGCUGGGAACUUGUCACAUCAUGCCUGGUUAGGAUCAGUGUUGAACUGAAACAGCUCUUCUAUAGAAAGAGCCUCAUUAAUAUACACUUUCUAAUCUGUGCAGAGGUUUCUUCUUUGGGUUUUGUAAAUGAUGAACUCUUGUACAGUAUUGCGUUCUGUCUCUCUUCUUGGCAAUAUUAACCACGAGCGAUUUUAAAUACUUUUACUGCAGGUCUUGUAUUGCACAGAGAAGUUCAAUUGAUUCACGCUGACUCUUUAAUGGGAAUCAGAUAUGCGUUUUAUUGUUUUUGAUAAUGAAGGGAAUAUGUUUGUGUUUUGAAGUAUUCAGUUUAGUUGAUGGUUUUUGGCUCAUGAGAAACUGACAGGCAAGGUUGACACUGUUUACACAUUAGCCAAGAGGAAAUGCUGCAGUUUCACUUUUCGUAGUUACUGAACAUUUUCAGAUGGAUGAAAUCAUGACUUAAGUGCAAUUAGACCAAAUAUUAUAAACAUGAAGAAGCUCAUGUUUUAUUUCAAAACAGCAUUCCAGAAAGAGCCUGACAUUCCCACUUUUUUCUAGUUCACUUCUUUCUUUCUUGUUUCUUCUUCCCUGUCAAUAUUUUGAUGCCACUUACGGAUUUGUCAGAAACCAAUUUUUAUUUCCAUUUUGGCCCAAGUUCUUACAUGAGACCUUUAACAUUUCUCUGCAUUGUUGGCUCUUGGCAUUGCUGGGCUGUCUGUGUUUGGACCAGGAUUUAAUUAAACUCUUUUGGCCUCUUACAAUCACUCAAGGCUUUCAGAGAAGAUUAUUAUUUUUUUGGUUCUUUUAGGUAAGAAAUAAUAUAUUUUUUUUAUAUAAAUGUAGCUCUACGCUAGCAUUGGACCAGUUAGAUUUCGACUUCCACCAAACUGCAUCGACCUCAAAGAUACCACAUGUCUUUGAAGUUUUUAGUCCUCUAAUGUUAAAGAGAAGGAUUUCUGAAGGGUUAUAAGCAAAUUAUGGCGGUGUGUCCCCAUUGAUGACGACCCUGGUAUAAACCCACCUGGUUUUCCAGCAUUACCAACAAGUCUGAUUUAAACUAAAUGAAGGAGUGGCAGUGUGUGUAUUCAGUAUAACAGGAUUUGGUUUUGAUUUCUAAAAUUGGUUCAAAUCCAUUUGUUGUUUCCAUUUCACAAGCUGUCAUCUGUUAGUAUUUUGUUUAAAGAAAUCCUAUUCCUUCUUAAAAGGAGUCCCACUCUCAUGCUAUUUAUAAUCUGGUCUCAAAUCUAGUUCAUGUUAUUUCUUCCUUCCUCUGUCCCCUUUGUCCCAGAAUGUAAUGGUGGCCCUUUAAGUUCAGAGAGGUUACGUUGUUAGUUCAUGUUCAACCUGGUGGGAACCAUCUAAAAAGGCCAGAAUUUCCACCCAAAGCCUUGUAGACAAAUUGAAUAUCUUUCCGACCAGGAAAAACUGCUUAAACUGGCCUGAUCUGGUCUUCUGGGCUCAAGCCAGUUGGUCUACCAGCUUGAGAGGCCAGCUUCAGCUGGUUUAAGGUAUUACAUUGUUCCUUCACAGCCAGGAAAAAUGGCUUUGUUAUUCAGAAUUCAGACCUGUUCCAUUAUUUUAAGUAUUAGAAUUGAAUAAAAGCAAUACUUAGCAGAUAUGAUACAGCUUUAGCAUGAGCUAUGCAGUAGAGACUCAGUCAGCACCCUAAUGCAGUUUCAAUACUCAGAUCUCACCAGAAGUCAGCUGCACGCUUUUCUAGUAACCCACAGGCUGUGUGACCUUUAUGGUAGUGGUUAGUUAUCUCACUACUAAGUCACGUAACCCAAAGCUUAUCUGGUGUGGCUUGUUUGGUGCUGUAUGUUUUUUGUAUCCGUCAGCAGUGGUGCACUGUUCUCGGUCUUCUCAAAUGCACUGCCUUACCAGCCAUCUCAAGUCGAGAUGAAAUCUCCAGUCUGCAACCUUCGAGGCAGAGAUGGACUGAGUACGCUUUCUUUAAGAACUGAGCUACUAUCAUGUGCACUGUAAACAAGGAGAGUUGAUGUUAUGUUUGUGCCUUCCCAAUGUCUUAACUUUACUCUGGUCUGUCUUAAGCUUUGUUCUCUGGGAGAGUUGUGUGUCUCCAUUUUGCUCUUAAUGUCAUCACGUCAUGUAUAUCUCUCACAGGCUUGAAAACCCUACUGUGCUGUUGAGGGCCAUUUUGAUCUUAUCUAAACAUCAGUUUGAAACUUCAUGGCAUCAUACAUGGAUAUAACAACAGAAAUUUAGUAGAAGAAUGCUGCAGUGAUGGCCAACCUGAAAGUUCAUCAAAACCAAUAAGACUUUUCCAUUGGAUUUCAGAUUAUUGCAGAAGAUAAGCUCUGUGACUAACAAAAGUUUAUGAAUCUUAAAUGUUUUGUUCAUCAUAUGCUUCACAAAUGAACACGAAUUUAUUGAAUUUUGAAGCCUUAAUCCAAUUGCCAAACGUAGGCAGUAAGCGGACUACAGUCAUUGCAUGACUUCAACAUCAACACCAUUAAGCUUCAACUUUUUGAAAACCUUUCCUGGGAAGUCUGAGUUAGAAUAGUUUACAAGAGUUCAAUUAUAAACACACCGUGGCUAUAAAAGCAACUAAUGAGUAGAUUAAUUUACUUCUCUGGCGUGAUGCUAUUCAAUUUCCAAAAAAACACUGUAGUCCCAUUUAGAUGCUUGUUAACAUCUGCCUUUUUCAAGACAAGUGAAAGCUUUAAAAAAAAAAGUGUUACUGAUUCAUGUGAACAUAUCUUGAGAUUGUGUUCACUACAGACCUUAUAUUUCAGGCAUUUAACCAAAAACACAUUCUAGAAACCCCACUGACUUCAGGAUGAUGUAACCAGAGGUGCUAAACUGCAUUUUUAGGUUUUGGUCUACUGAUUUGAGUCGUCCCUGCAGCACUUUGUAGUUUGGUUAAUGACGCAAGACCAAAUUUGGGGGGAAAUAUGUAAAAUGUGACUAUCAAGCUGAGAUUUUGAUAAUUCACGUUAAAUUUGGUGUUGUAUUUUCAAUGGUAACAGCACAGGAGGGUUUAGCACAAGCUAGAUUCCUAUAGAUAUUUCAUGUCUGAAUUUCCUUCCCUCUACGGAUGUGUGAAAAUUAAUCAAAUCAUGUCCUUAACUCACCCUUGCAUAAAUGUCGAGUACAGCCUUUUAAAAGCAUUUAAUUUCCCUUUAAUGAUUAGGCCAUCUGCAUCCUAGAUAAACACAGGGUUUCAUGGUUAGGGUUAAAGUUGGAUAAGUUGAAAUAAAUUGGGAAUUUAUUUUCCAAAAAGCACAAGCAUUCCAGCCUGCAAAAGAGUGUAUUGCAGUUCAAAUUCAGGUUUUGGUCACAUCACAUGAUGUGAUGGUUUUCCUGUUCCUCAACUGAAAUCGGAGGAUAUUUCUAGAGUAUAUCUGGUGUGCAGAAGCCCUAUUCGUCUUCGCAUUAAGGGAAUCCCAUGUUGUUCUUCCAUAGAGCCUCACCUAAUCAUGUAACAUAGAGGUUUGUCACCUUGAUGCAGUGAAAUGUCCAGCACUUAUUUCCCCUCACCUGUAGUGUUAUAAUAAAUGUUUUGCCAUCAUACUGAAUCAUUUGAAACGGUGUAAAACAAUCAUCCAUUUGUAUGCUUGUACAGAUAUGAAGAUAAGUUUUGUAUAGUAUUAGCUUGUUAAUAACGCCUUACGAUGUGCACCGUUCGUAAACGCUGUGUAGAAGUGACUCCCCGGUCGUAUGAUAUCGCACGUUGUUGUGACCGUGGACUCCUCUGAAAAGGUGGUUUGGGGUGCUCACUGACAACAAUUAGUGACGUUGCACUUACUGAUUGUAAGACGAUAAUUUGGGACUAGCUCAUAAUGUGUAUCUUUGUUGAACACAAUGUAAGCUUAACAUACGUUCUAAAUCUUUAAUGUUGUAUUUAUAUUUUGCUCUUGUUAGGAGGGCAGAAGUGAAGUGGUUUGAGGAAGUGAGUGAAAGCGGAGUCUGUGUUAGAAGAUGCUGCGUAUAAAGCGAGAUUAUCUGCAGUUAUUGAUAAUAGUGUUGGCUGAGAGUCCUGGGAAAGUCCAUUUUAGUCUCCCGGUUGACUGUCGGUGUGAAUGGCGAGUUUUGAGCUGACAUGUCAUAGUUUGUGAAGUGUGAGCCCGACUGAACCCAGCUGAGGAUAACCGUCUGGGUUAUGAAUGAAAGCGCAGCUCAGUAUCAGUAACAUUUCAGUGUGUAAUAGUGGUAACAUUGCUUUUUUUUAUUUCAUUGAAUGUGUAUAUAUUGUUUUGGAAGGCUUUAUGAAGCUAACACAGACAGAACUCGGUGGCACGGCAGGCCAGAGUCAGUAAUGUCGGCUGAAAUCAGGUUUCAAACGGUUGCAAGGUUUUAAAGGAGUCAUUAUAUACUCUCGAAUUUGACAUUGUACUUCUUGGCACUAAGUGACACUGCUUUUUAUGUGAUGUGUGACCGGUUUGAAAAGAAAUGGCAUCUUUGUUUAAUGCAUAAAAUCUGCGAAAUAUAUGCAAUGAUGUACGUGUAAUAUUCAAUCCUCAAGUAUAAUCCAGGUUGUAUAAACUUUGUAUAGUACAUUUUAAUAUCGUAUGGCCGUACCAAUAUGUAUUAAUUCUUCUCAGAAGCCUUAGAGUCGUCUACCCAAAGUGCUCCCUUAGACUACCCUACACCUACCUGAACUUUACAAAGCAUUAAUAACUAUAUUUUGUUGCGUUUUUAUUUGUACCCUUUUUUGAAUAAAAUAGAUUUGUACUGUAUAUUUGUACCUCUUUGUGAACUACUUAAGGCUGUUUUGUUUCAUUUUUGUUUUCCUUGUUUGUUUUAAUUCUAUGUAAGGACACAAAGAUAUUGUAUUUUUAUUGUUACAGCUAACUUCUUGGAAACAUUGCAUUUAUCAUGUUUGUUAAGUAAACACAAUAUAAUAUAAUAUAUAUAUCUAUAUAAUAUUAA